Leishmania mexicana MHOM/GT/2001/U1103 is the source of this 702-nucleotide messenger RNA. RefSeq names its product cysteine peptidase, Clan CA, family C12,putative. Gene Ontology annotation, cellular component: cytoplasm. NCBI's taxonomy places the organism in Eukaryota, Euglenozoa, Kinetoplastea, Trypanosomatida, Trypanosomatidae. Bases 1 to 702 code for a protein of 233 amino acids. Gene Ontology annotation, molecular function: cysteine-type deubiquitinase activity. The record is from RefSeq and is a predicted model, not a curated record. Gene Ontology annotation, biological process: protein deubiquitination; ubiquitin-dependent protein catabolic process. The transcript has a single exon.
AUGUGGUUCCCGCUGGAGAGCAAUCCGCAGGUGAUGAACCGCUACAUAAGCACCUUGGGUCUCACAGAUGCCAAGGUGCAGUUUGUGGAUGUGUACGGUGUGUCGGACGAUCUACUUGAAAUGGUGCCUUCCCCGGUGCACGCCGUGCUCCUCGUGUACCCAAUGUGCGAGGCCACGGAGAAACGCCUAGCUGAGCAGCAGGCUGCGCAGACAGAGGAAGUUGCUGCACUUCGAAAAGUGCACCCUUUCUUCUUUACACACCAGCUCGUUUCGAACGCGUGCGGAACUAUUGCCAUCGCGCAUGCUCUCAUGAACAACCGCGAUAAGCUCGGUGAGAUCGCCGCCGGCAGUAUCCUCGACGGCCCAUGGGUGAAGGCGGCAGAGAUGUCGCAAGAUCCCAAGAUCAUCGGGAAACUUAUUGCCGAAGACACGAGUCUCGCCAGCGCUCACGCCGCUGCUGCGCAGGAGGGCACGACCGCCAACCAGCAUAUCGACGCGGACAUCAACCUUCACUUUGUCUGCUUCAUCCCCGUGGGCGGACGCUGCGUCGAGCUGGAUGGGCGCAAAGCCAACCCAACCUUGCACGGUCACUGCACCGACAACAAGUCUUUCCUCACGGCGGCAGCCGCUGCUAUACAGAAACGCAUCGAGCUCAACCCGAACUCCUACGAGUUCGGCAUCACCGCACUCGUGAACAAGUGA